AUGUCACUCCGCCGCCUCGUAGCCCGCUCCCUCUCCACGGCCGACCUCUCCGGCCGCCUCCGCCCCACCGCCGUCCUCUCCGGCCGCCUCCGCCGCUCCCUCUCCACCGCCGCCGCCGCCGCCGUCACGCACCCGCCAUGGGCAAUCAUCCACGACACGUCGGAGGUCGACCGGUCGUCGUCGGCCCCGGGCGCGUGCUUCCGCCCCGUGGCUCCUCCGGGCGUUUCCCACAUCUUCGCCCCAGCGCACCUCAUCGAUCCCACGCAACGCCCGAACGCGGGCAGCAGCGACGGCGUCCUCCAAUACCUUGGCGGCAAAGUCGUCCAGCUCCUCUUCGGCAACGUCGGCGCCGCCAGCGGCGACGGCCACCUCCUCCUCAGCUACCACGACCUCCGGGCGGAGGGCCCUUGCACCCGCUGGGACCUGGCCGAGAACCCCGAAGUCCACCGCUUCGUCUGCAACCCCCUCACCGGCCAGAUGCUCCGCCUGCCCGACUUCGGCGGCUCCAGGAGGAUCUUCGCCCUCCACAGCAUGGGUCUCCUCACCCAGGCCGACGGAGGGCUCGGGUGCGGGCCGCCCGACAGGUUCGCCGUCGCCGAGUUCGUCCUCAAUGGCGCCGCCAUCGUGCGGUUUCUCUCUGAGGAAGGGAAGUGGAACGCGGUACGGCCGGUCCAUGGCAAUCCAUCGCUCCCGCGCCCGAUAGAGAUGAACCAGGAGACGGUUGCCUUCGGCGGCCGCCUGUGGUGGGUCGACCUGACCUUGGGUGCCGUCUCCGUCGACCCCUUCGCCGACCAGCCAGAGAUCCGCUUCGUCGAGCUGCCGAGCGGCAGCGUGCUGCCUGCGCCGGCACGUGUGGACGAAGCAGACCCCUGCAAGGUCGAGGAACGGGGGCUGCUCAUUAUGGAGGUGACCAAUCGCCGGCGCAUCGGCGUGAGCGAGGGGAGGCUGCGCUACGCCGAAGUGACUCCCGGCGGGCCAUUUCUUCUCAGCUCCUAUGCGCUCGACGACGACGAGGGCACCGUUUGGAAGCUGGAGCACCAGGUGGCGCUCAGGCGGGUGUUGGCGGACGGAGGCUACUCGGCACAGGCGGCGCCGCAGAUCGCCGUCCUUGACCCCGUCGACGCCAACAUCAUUUACCUCAAGGUCGGCAAGGACGUCGUCGUCGUGGACAUGCAUAAUGGGAAUCUGAUUGGGGGCUGUCCGCUUCAAGGAGAGUACAUUUCUCUUGUACCAUGCGUUCUUCCACCCUGGCUUGGAUUAAGCCGGAUCCCCGCCGGAGGCAAGAAGGAUGGCAUGGAAGUGACAGAUGAUCUGGUCAGUAGCGCCUAG
Triticum turgidum subsp. durum (durum wheat) is the source of this 1329-nucleotide messenger RNA. The record is from the annotation of a GenBank genome assembly. NCBI's taxonomy places the organism in Eukaryota, Viridiplantae, Streptophyta, Magnoliopsida, Poales, Poaceae.